Molecule: messenger RNA, 1754 nt
Organism: Athene cunicularia (burrowing owl)
Lineage: Eukaryota; Metazoa; Chordata; Aves; Strigiformes; Strigidae
Gene: DRC10
Product: IQ motif containing D
Exons: 5
Coding region: 58-1413 (451 amino acids)
Molecular function (GO): protein binding
Source: RefSeq, a predicted model, not a curated record
CCCGGGAAUAAAAUCCAAGAAAGAAGAACAUGUGACAGCAGCAGCAGAGGGUCCUUGAUGUUCUUUGACCCAGUCUCACCUUGCGUAAGAGAUGUUGUGUCCUUUCUAGACCACUCCACUCACAAGUGUUUAACUGAAGCCAUGGCAACAGGGGAUCCAGCUGUAUUCCAAGUAUCAUCUCAGGAUGCAAAGCAAAGAAACGAGCCCUUGGUGAAGGGCAUGGCAGCUCCAGAGAAGGCAGUGAUCACAUUAGAUGCCAUGAAGAUGUUAGAUCCAUGUCAGUUAAAACCUGAUAGCAUGGAGAUGGAAAGAAUCAUAACUGUCUUGGAUGAGACGAUUGCUAAGCUGGAGAUGAGCAGUUUGAUCCCACGUAUUACUGACUCUCUGGAUAGGUUUGCUGAUAUGCUAGGACCUGAGAUCACAAACAACCUGACUGAGCACCAAAAGCUUUCAAAUGAAAUGGAGCACCUGCUUGCCAGCUCUGAAGAAGAGGACAGCAUGAGAGCUGAGGAGCAACAGGGCUGUCUCUGCUUGCUAGAGCAACAUCUGAAAUGUUCUGUUAGAAAUGUCCUGAGACUCUUACUGGCCAACCCUUCGCUUUGCCAGGCUCUGAGGUAUGAAGCUUGGGCGAGAGAGUCACCAGCUGAAGCGUUUAUCAAAGCCUUUGGGGAGUUCAGGAAUUUCAUGCUUGAGAGACUCCUGACUAGUCCUGUGGAAGAGGAAGAAAAGAUCCAGUUCAUGGAAGCCAUCUCCCUCCAGAUUAAGAAAAACACAGAAGCAAUCACAGCUUUACAGGCAGAACUGGCAGCAGCAAUCCAGACUCAAGAGGAGGAGAUUCAGAAGAAGGACGAUGUAAUCAAAGACCUCAAAACCAGCCUGCAAGAUCUGGCCAAAGACUGCAAGGCCAGCAUCCAGCAGAUCAAGCAGGAAGGGGAAAAACAGCAAAAAGAGGAGCUGCAGGCCUCCCAGGCCAAGUGUGCCAGGCUACAGCAGGACAUUCAGCAGUUAGGAGCACAACUUAAUGCACUUGUACUGGAGCAUCGAGCAUCAGAGCUGGCUCUCAGAAAGAGGAAGUGCAGGCUGGAGAUGGAAAUUGUGAACUGGAUCCAGAAAUAUGACACAGACAUGGGAGAAAAACAGGCUGAGUAUGAAGAGGUUCAUGCUGCCUAUGCUGAGGAGAAGGCCCAGCUGUCCCUGCUGACAGAGAAACGUGCUAUGCUUCUCCAGGAGUAUUCCCAAAUUGAGGAGGAGCGGAGGAUACGUCAGGAGAAGGAGGAGCAGGCUUUGAAGGAGUUGAACACCAUGACGCUUGCUGCCACCCGCAUCCAGGCCUUCUGGAGAGGCUACGUGGUCCGGUCCCUCUUCAAGUCAAAAAAGAAGAGCAAGGGCAAGGGCAAGAAGGCCAAGAAAUAAAGCACAAAAUGCAUUCUCUUUCCUCCUGGCAAAGCUGCUGACUCUGCUGGGACUGAGCUCUUCCAGAUAAAAGCAUUAGAUUUCAGACAGCACUUGCAUUAAGGCCUCCAGGGCUGGGGCUGCCUCUCAUAGUUGGAGAAUACUGAAGCAGUGGCAUGAAGACAUGUAUUACCGUUUUAGGUUUGGCUUUGCCACCUCUGCAAGGAGUAGAAUGUCUCCUGAUUAAGGGACUGGGCAAGGACUGCAGGUUCCUGGCUUGUCUUCUUGGCUUUAGUCUCCUUGCUUCUGCCUUCCUUGUUGGGGCCCCAUUCUGUUCUUACUGAAGGUGGCAAUAAAAUAAU